GUAGGUACCUCCCAGAAGCUUGAAAUUCUUCCCAUGUCGGCCAUGUUGGAGCUCUCAGCCUCGUCACUUACCCAAUGCGAAGUUAACUACGAAACCUUGAAUCGGUCGCCCUCUAGCCUCAAGUCUAGAGCUUUAGCCGUGUCUGCGCAUUACCUUUGGGCCUAGCUUACCUAAAUAUCGGCUCGCCGUCUUGUCUCCAAGACUAGACCACUACAAAGGGAGAUGUCGAAGAGACAAGCCUCCGAGGCUCUCGACGAUUUGUACGGCGUAGACUCGCCUGCUUCUAAGAAGUCACGGUUCGAUGAAGGCCCCGAUCUUAAUGGGAAUGUUACUGCAACACCGUCGGAGAGGCCCGAAGAUAGCGUCGCGGACAUUGAAAGCGACAACGAUGAUUUCGAUGAUGAACCCGCGAAGGCACCCAUAAGACAAUCCGCGCCAACAGAAGGGUACAGCGACUUGUAUCUUGACACGAUAGAUCGUAACGUCCUCGACUUCGACUUCGAGAAAUUGUGUUCCAUCAGUCUAUCCAACAUAAAUGUUUAUGCUUGUUUAGUAUGCGGAAAAUACUUCCAGGGAAGAGGGCCUAAAUCACACGCGUACUUCCAUGCGCUCGAGGACGGCCAUCAUGUCUUCAUUAAUAUGGAGACGCAGAAGGUCUACGUCUUGCCCGAGGGCUACGAAGUCAAGAGCAAGUCGCUUGACGACAUCAAAUACGUCUCUGAUCCUAGAUAUACGAAGGAGGAGGUUAUGCAGCUGGACCGCAAGCCUAGGACAGCGUGGAUACUUGGUGGAAAACCGUACACUCCGGGCUAUGUGGGCAUGAAUAAUAUCAAAGAGAAUGACUAUCUAAACGUGGUAGUUCAGGCUCUGUCUCAUAUCGCGCCAUUGCGGAACUUUUUCUUGCUCGAGGAUUUUUCGUCACGCCCAGAACUCGUCAAACGCUGCGCCAUCCUUUUCCGGAAGAUCUGGAACCCUCGCGCCUUCAAGAGCCACGUGUCACCUCAUGAACUUCUUCAAGAGAUUUCUCUGAGAUCUAACAAGAAAUUCACCUUAACAGAGCAAUCAGACCCAGUCGACUUCCUAUCUUGGUUCUUGAACAAUCUACAUCUAGGUCUAGGUGGGAGCAAGACGAAACCAGGUAGCAGUAUUAUACAACGCAUAUUUCAAGGCAAGCUCAAGGUCGAGUCGCAAGCCAUCACAGCCAAGGCUGAUGUUGGUGACCGGUUACGGUUCGAAGAGGCAGCUGAGGUCAAGACGGAUAUCACGCGAUUCUUACUACUCACUCUCGACUUACCUCCAGCGCCUUUAUUCCAGGACGAAAUGGAAGGCAACAUCAUCCCCCAAGUGCCUUUGACCACCAUAUUGUCCAAGUAUGAUGGGGUAAAGGCGCAGGAACACCUAGCUCAGAGAAAACGCUAUCGACUAAUGCACCCUUUGCCCCCAUAUCUCAUUUUCCAUAUCAAACGCUUUUCCAAGAACAAAUUUGUCUCAGAACGCAAUCCAACCAUUGUUACAUUCGAUGCGCGUGUUGGUCUGGACGCCUCACCCUACGUAGAACCAAGUCCGGCAGACCACCCCCCUGGGGAGCCAAUCUGGUAUGACCUCGUGGCCAAUGUCACACACGAGGCUGUGCGAGCUAAGGAAGACGUUGCGGACACUGGUGAGGAGCGCAAGACAUGGAAGGUUCAGCUGAAAGACAAGGGCCGGGAUGAAUGGGUCGUGUGUCAAGAUUUGUUUGUAGAAGAUAUUCAGAAGGAACUCCUGUAUCUUGGUGAAUCGUACUUACAAAUCUGGGAGAGGAGGCGAGAUUCUAGGGGGAAGCAAAAGAAAUAAGUCAUAUGAACGCCUCAGCCUUACAUUAACUCAAAUCAGAGCCCCUAAUACGAUACCACAUGUACUUACAAGAAGCAUAUGCUUCAGCCUGAUCGUUGCAUCGUUCGGCCCUUCAUGCAACUCGGCAGGUUUCAAAUCCUCGGUAUAGUGUGUUAUUGACGAUGACAUACUAUGUAUAGUGAGUUCGUGAGACUUAUUUUCAUACCCAUGACUGGGCUGUUCAUGCGAACUAGUGUAGGAGGUGUAUAAGCGAGGUUUCGGAUCCUCAACUCGCCAGAACUACCGUACUACUUAAGUAUUUGAAGGCAUACUCGGCCAAUAAUCUAACUUGUAACUCCUAUGUAUAUAUUUUCCACGUGCUUAUUAGCAACUUUCUUUUUGGCUUCCAGC
Molecule: messenger RNA, 2223 nt
Organism: Xylaria bambusicola
Lineage: Eukaryota; Fungi; Ascomycota; Sordariomycetes; Xylariales; Xylariaceae
Exons: 1
Coding region: 223-1833 (536 amino acids)
Biological process (GO): protein deubiquitination; spliceosomal complex assembly; mRNA processing
Molecular function (GO): cysteine-type deubiquitinase activity; zinc ion binding
Source: RefSeq, a predicted model, not a curated record